AGCGGCAAUUGCAGCGGCAGAGCAUCUUCUCUAGCUAGAGUAGCCUACCUUGCAAACAACAUCCGUAGCCAAGAACCUCUGAGCAUCCCCGGAAAAUAACGAUAAACCAGAUAAAUAACAUGGCCACCUCCUCCUCCCCUAAUCUGGAAGAAGACGAGAGUCUGAAGGGCUGUGAAGUGUUCGUGCAGAAGCACAACAUCCAGCAGAUCCUCAAAGAGUGCAUUGUCAACCUGUGCAUCGCCAAGCCUGAGCGUCCUAUGAAAUUCCUGCGGGAGCACUUUGAAAAGCUGGAGAAGGAAGAGUCCCAGCAGAUCCUGGCCCGCCAGAAGUCCAACUCUCAGUCGGACAGCCAUGAUGACGAGGUGUCUCCCCCUCUGCCCAACCCAGUGGUCAAGGCCCGCCGCCGGCGGGGAGGGGUCAGUGCUGAAGUCUACACUGAAGAGGACGCCGUCAGCUACGUCCGCAAGGUGAUUCCUAAGGACUACAAGACCAUGACUGCUCUGGCCAAGGCCAUCUCCAAGAACGUGCUGUUUGCUCACCUCGACGACAACGAAAGAAG
Salvelinus namaycush (lake trout) is the source of this 559-nucleotide messenger RNA. RefSeq names its product cAMP-dependent protein kinase type I-beta regulatory subunit-like. NCBI's taxonomy places the organism in Eukaryota, Metazoa, Chordata, Actinopteri, Salmoniformes, Salmonidae. The record is from RefSeq and is a predicted model, not a curated record. The annotation marks the transcript as partial. The transcript has 4 exons.